Molecule: messenger RNA, 1044 nt
Organism: Paecilomyces variotii
Lineage: Eukaryota; Fungi; Ascomycota; Eurotiomycetes; Eurotiales; Thermoascaceae
Product: reductase with broad range of substrate specificity
Exons: 3
Coding region: 147-1028 (293 amino acids)
Cellular component (GO): intracellular anatomical structure
Molecular function (GO): oxidoreductase activity, acting on NAD(P)H, oxygen as acceptor
Source: RefSeq, a predicted model, not a curated record
UGGAGUUCUUCUGUAUAUUAUUCGCUUCGGGCCGGCCCUGUCUAUCUAUUAAUAAAGGAUAGCUUUCCGCCUCAUUGUCGCUCAUACAGAUCUGUUUGUGAAUUUGUUUGCUCCUCAUUUCACUAGCAAUCGCUUCAGUCUUCACAAUGGCCGCUCCUCCGAUCCAGAACGGUCUCUUCCAGCAUAACAACACCACUGCUCCCAAUGGCAGCAGUGUGUUCUCUCUCUUCUCACUUAAGGGAAAGACGGCCAUUAUCACCGGUGCGGGCGCUGGUAUUGGUCUGCAGGUCGCCGACGCUCUCGCAGAGGCCGGUGCCAAUGUCGCUCUCUGGUAUAGCAGCAACACCAAGACCCCUGAGCGUGCUGCGGAGAUUGCUAAGAAGUACGGUGUCACUGCCAAGGCCUACCAGGUCAACGUCAGGGACAUCAAGUCCGUCGAGCAGGCCGUUAACCUCUCCGUUAAGGAGCUGAACGGUCGUCUCGACGUCUUCAUUGCCAACGCUGGUAUCCCGUGGACCAAGGGUCCCAUGGUUGACGGUCCCCACGAGCACUACCACGACGUUAUCAACACCGACCUUGAUAGCACUUUCUACUGCGCCAAGUAUGCUGCUGCUCACUGGAGACGCCAGAAGGAGGAGGGUACCGACCUGAACGGCAACAAGCUGGAGAACUUCACCUACGGCAGCUUCGUUGCAACUGCCUCCAUGAGCGGUCACAUCGUCAACAUCCCUCAGCUACAGGCUGCCUACAACGCCGCCAAGGCCGGUGUUAUCCACCUCUGCAAGUCUCUGGCCGUUGAGUGGGUGAGGUUUGCCCGUGCCAACACCGUCUCUCCUGGCUACAUGGCCACCGAGAUUUCCAACUUUGUGCCCCAGGAGACCAAGAACAUCUGGAAGGACAAGAUCCCCAUGGGUCGUGAGGGCGAGGCCCACGAGCUCAAAGGCGCCUACCUGUACCUUGCCUCGGAUGCUUCCAGUUACACCACCGGUGCCGACAUUAUCGUCGACGGCGGUUACUGCCUGCCUUAAAAGGCUCGUUUAUUCU